Molecule: messenger RNA, 1002 nt
Organism: Aspergillus alliaceus
Lineage: Eukaryota; Fungi; Ascomycota; Eurotiomycetes; Eurotiales; Aspergillaceae
Exons: 2
Coding region: 1-1002 (333 amino acids)
Source: RefSeq, a predicted model, not a curated record
AUGAAGGCCAAGGGUAGACUGAAUGCGCCGUUUUCAUUGUCUCGCAAGAGUGACAACCCUUCAGUGUCAAUCCCAUUUACUGUGGCCCAUGAUCCUGCUUCCCUUAGGCGCCCGACAAACCUGUACUCCACGAGCUGUUGCAAUAUGGUUAAUAUAUGCGGUGUGUGGCUUUGGCUUGCUUUCGCGUGUAAAUACACGUUUGCUCAAAUACAAACUUUCACUCCUCUGGGUCAGAAUGCGAUCACAUAUAGCGUUAAUACCCCUCCGUCAACUUCCGCCUCUGGAUCGGGCCACAUUUUCAUCCAAACGAAAUCCACGCGCGAAGUCCGAUGGUUUGCAGUGGGCCAAGGGAUAGGCAUGCGAGGAACCAACAUUUUUGUCGUCUAUACAACGGGGAGAAAUAUAACCGUCUCUCCGCUGUUGGGAGCCCAGCACGUCGAGACUCUUUAUAACCUACGGGCCCGAAUCUCCGUCUUAAGUGGCAGUGGCAUCAAGAAUGUGGUCAUAACGGCUAAUAUCCGAUGCGACACCUGUAUUACCUGGCCCGGAGGAAAAGAAGAUGUGACCAGUCCAUCCAGCCCCUGGAUAUGGGCUGUAAAAUAUGGCCCCGUGCUGAACUCAACUAGUCCAUCCGCGGUUAUUUCUAUGCAUGAUGAUUUCGGUCUUGUGUCUGUCAACCUAAAGCAAGCAACUAGCGGCAGCUCCAAAAACCCAUUUCUAAAUUCAUCAGACAUGCCUACCUCUAGCUCCGCACAAGCCGCCUCAACCGUCAGCUCUCAAUCCACCAACAAGAAAAGAAUCACACAUGCAGUGAUUAUGAUCCUUGUCUUUGUUAUUCUAUUCCCGCUAUUCACUCUCGGAGUUCCUCUCUUCCGUUCCUCAAGGACCGUGCCUAUUCAUGCUUGCUUGCAGCUCUCGACCCUCGCCCUAAGGCGUAGGGGUCUAUACAACCUUAUCAAGCAGCGUAAGAGCGAUAUCUGUACUGUACAGAGGCCUUCUUAG